AUGUCUUCCACAUACUUGUUAGUGUUGUUGCUUGGAGUGGUGGUUCUCACCACUUCUUCACUCGCUGAUUACCCCAAGCGCCCCCCAGUUGAGAAGCCACCGACUGAGCACAAACCACCAACACCAAUUGGUAAACCUCCCGGCGUAGUGAAACCACCCCCAAAACACAGGCCACCCCCAGGACACGGGCCACCAACGUCAGUUGGCAAACCUCCCGAAGAAGAGGAGCCACUCUCAGGACACAAGCCACCAACCCCAGUUGGCAAACCACCUAAGGGUCAUAAGCCUGGCCAUCCUCCUGUAGAGAAUGCUGAAGAAGACUCACACAAGAUGCCUCCAAAGAUGAUGCCUCCAAAGAUAAAGCCUCCUCCAACGAAGAAGCCACCACACAAACCUCCAUCUCCAGGCUACCCCAACUGA
Vitis riparia (riverbank grape) is the source of this 420-nucleotide messenger RNA. Its product is annotated as proline-rich extensin-like protein EPR1. Lineage: Eukaryota; Viridiplantae; Streptophyta; Magnoliopsida; Vitales; Vitaceae. The record is from RefSeq and is a predicted model, not a curated record. The coding region runs from base 1 to 420 and encodes 139 amino acids. The transcript has a single exon.